Messenger RNA from Porites lobata, 25863 nucleotides. Lineage: Eukaryota; Metazoa; Cnidaria; Anthozoa; Scleractinia; Poritidae. The record is from the annotation of a GenBank genome assembly.
AUGGGAUCUGGGAUCCUUAGUUGUGGGAUCGGGAUCAGUAGUGCUGUGAGGUGAUCAGGGACAGUUUUCCGGCAAAAAAAUGCUUUAAGGAGAAGGACCUGCUCUCGUUUAAAAACUCCGUUGCAUUUUUGGCGUAACAAUUUGUUCCGGUACUUAAGUGUACGCAAUACGACUUUUUUAAAACGCCGCUGACUCUCGGCUGGGAGUUGCCUAGCUAUUGAUUCAUUUUGUUCUGACUCAUUUUUUGUAACUACACAUUACAUUCAGUGAAAUAUCGAAUUGGUCUGGGUUUUUUGAUCGCCAAAUAAGGACUUAAUAAGAAAAAAUUCAUACAAUGGACAUUACCUUUUGCCAAUGAUUUCCUUCUGCACCCCGAACAAUGGUUUUAUACAUGCUCCGUUAGACAAUGAAAGACGAGGUUUUUCAAUGGACAAACCCCUGUUAUCACAGCACUUGUUAUUGCACUUGGUACAUACUGUAACUUGUAUUUUUCUGCUGACCAUGCUCAAGAGACAAUACAUGGUCUCUUGCAAGCCUUUAGCAGCUCCCGAUUCCAAGCCUCUGAUCAACGCAAAUAUCAGAAGUGUCAAGUGUCGGGAGAAGACGGCCUUAUUAUGUUAGCGAGAAAGUGUGCGAAACAUCUUAACCAAACUUACAAAGGCCUACAAGGCGAAGGAGUAGUCGAUCCUGGCUCUGUAAAAUAAUGUGGUUUCUUAGCUCGUUGUUCGGCAGGCCAGUGGCCUUUAUCUUUGCCCAAAGAGAACUCAAUCUGAUCUCGUUUUGCUAUAAAACUUAAUCAAAAUUCUCAAAAAGUCUUGCCUUUUGCAGCUACCUUUUUUGAAUAGCUUUCCCAGCUUACUCCAUGCAAAGUGAGCUGGUAAACUGCUUACAAUUAUGUCAUGGGGUAACUCAACCGAAUAUAAUCAAAAUCUACAUCAGUAAGAGGAUUAAUUGUGAGUUGGUGAGGUAUACAACUAGAGGUCAUGUGGCUGAAAAGAGUUGGUCCGGCAACUGGUGCUACCAAGGUGACGACUGAGAAAAAGCUAGCUAGUGCAAACCCCAUUUAUUCUGAGUCGAUCGGCCAAUCUUACUGACAUUUCUUUUUGUGUGAAUAAAAUUUGCUAAAUGGAAUUGAUCUCGUUUUAAAAGGAACAGGGCAAAAAACAAAAAGUGCUUGAUUUGUUACGGAAAGGUGACGGAUAUAAGAAACUUCCCGUAUUUCAGUCGAGUUUACAAAAUACGGAAACACGUUAUUUCGUCCUGUGAAACGCUCUAUAUGUGAGCCGUCUAAAGUGUAACUAUUAUGAUAGAAAUGAUGAUGACUAAUGGAACUGACUGGAGUAAAAAACUCUCCAGUCAGUAACUUGGCUGGGACUCUGCUCUAGAAAUCGAGAGACACUUUAUUUUGCAUUUUAUUCAGGUUAUAUUCGGAGCAACUGUGUAGGCUAGAAAGUUUCACACGUUUACCUUUACUUACAAGGAAAAAUUACGCUAGGUCAAUUUUGAGAUAAAAUAACUAAAGAUUAAAGAGUGUGAUAAGUAGACUGUAACAUAGUUAAGGUUAAAUGCCCUAUUUUUAACGGUAAAAAUGCCCGUAUUACUUAUUUGGAGUGGUGCUACUCUCUCACUUUCCCGCCGAAACGUCUAAACAAAGGUUAUUUUGACCCAUUUAUAAAAAUUUACAGUAAGAAAUGAGAUUUGUGUUUAUCAUUUUAGGAACUGCUGGUGACUCUCUUACAGUGCAUCAUAAUAUGCCGUUCUCCACCAAAGAUCAAGACAAUGACCAAGAUCCUGGCUGGAGCUGUGCCAUUGCAUUUGAGGGAGCCUGGUGGUACAGUAGCUGUCAUGCCUCCAACUUAAAUGGUCGUUAUCUUAAUGGAAAUCACUCCUCUUAUGCCAACGGUGUAAACUGGUAUCACUGGAAAGGCUAUCAUUACUCCGCCAAACGCGCUGAAAUGAAAAUAAAACCAGUAGAAGCCUAAUCCGUACAUUGAGCCCUGUAUACAGACACAGAAGGGAAAAAGCAACUACUAUGGAGAUUUCCGUUUUAAAGAACUCACCACGAUAACACCAUUCGUCACAUUUAAGACUCUGCUGAUAGUUUUAUGUCGCCUGAACAUGCAACAAGCGUUAUUGAGGUCGCUCAGAAGGGCUCUGGUGGUCGCAAACCAAAAUCCGCCUGGAUGACCCAAAUAACGUCUGUUGCGCCCAGGUUAGUCUUAGUGUUAAGCAACCAAAUAGUACGUAGUUCCACAAUUGUUUAUAACCUGUAUCUUAAUUGAUUAUUGUACAGUAGUGAAACACUGAAGGCCAUUUAUACGACGCGUUUCGGAUAAGAUGCGUCGCUUACAUAAGACGCACACUGCCGGUAUAAAGUGACAUUACUCAUUAGCUAAGGCGUUUCUUAUUAUUACUAGUAAUAACCAAAGGUUAGGGAGUGCGGGCGACAACGAUCGGAGGUCAAAACGCUUUUGCUCCAACGCUGUGCUUUGCGUAAGUUUCACGUGACAGAUGGUCAAAACACGCGUGAUCAGAUUACGAGGGCUAGAAGGUAGAGACGCUCGUGAUCAAUUGCGUUUUGUGCAUUCCAUUCAUUCUUAGUGGAAGUUCAAACGAAUGCUGGCUACAUACAUGCGACGGAUGCGUAAUAACAAACUGGAGAUUAGGAUUGCGGGCUCCUCUUGUCGCUCUCAAUUAUUAUUGUUAUUAUUAUCAUUGUUAUUGAUUUAUUUUAUUUAUUAUAAGCUCGUACUGCUCGUACAGCCUGUGCUCAGAUAAUCUCCGCUUUAGGAGCCGAUUACCUCCUAAUCGCGUGUUAUUUAAGACGCGAUUGUGUGGUAGGCCGGUGUCAUUUUAACACUCACCUUGUUGGAUAGGCAGCAUUAAUUCACACAGAAAUGAGUCCGUGCCAAGAAAUAAGGCUUGAACCAAACGUGAACCAUUUAUACGAGCUGUUUGCGUUUUAUGUAAGACACUAUCCAGUUCUCGUGUUAUUUAAGACGCGUAUUUUCCCUGGAUAAAUGACCUGCAUGAGUCUAUAAUGAUCAGUGGCGUUCUAUUUUGUAUAUCUGCGCUGAAAGACCAAUUAGCGGUAAUCCGGGAUUAAAAUUUUGUUCCGUGCUUGUAUUCACCUUCCCAACGUAUGGCUUAGAGUUACAUUUUGAGUUAUUAUUACUGUACCUCCGAGUAAAGGCUCAACAGUAUUUUUUAAACACGAGUUACGUGUUCAUAGACAAGAAAACCUUUGGCUUAAUGCUGGUUUAAACUUUUUGUCUUGGUGAAAACCAUCUUUCGAGGAACCGGGCCCUGAGCUACGGACUGAGGUUUCAAGAGAAACGAUCAACAACGCACAAAGCUGUAUGCACGCUUUCCCUUUGGAUUUGCAUUUUGUUUUAAGUUGAAAACAAUCAUAAUCGUUUUCAUUAUCCUAAUAGUCAUAAUCAUAAUCUUAUAAUAGUAAAAGUAGAAGAAAAACAAGAAAAUUGGAAGAAAACGAAUAAAAGAAAAACAGUGUGCAAUAAAUAAAUAUAACCGUGCAUGUAUUGGAACUACAAAGAGUCAUCACCUGAUACCGCAAUGUCCGUUAUAGAGAGGUUAGUUUAUAUGAAUUAUCUCUCCUUUGUCUCUUGGGUAGAGACUAUACUUGCCACAAGUCCACUGCGUGAGUGCUGAAGGCGCGAGGGACGAAAGUAUGAGAAAGUAUAGGUAGAGAAAGUAUGGGUAGAGACUCGAGAAGCCUUCAUUGGGUGUUUAGUGAAAACUCUCCCAAAAAGCAAAUUUCAUUUUCAAGAUGAUCGUUCUAGUCGGUUUGAGUCCUGACUUUCUGGUAAUCGCCCCCUUUCUGGUCCUUUGUCCGUUUAUAUUUGGAGUCUUUUUUAUCUUUUCAGAGGAAAUACUGUGAGAAUUUUGCUCGAAAAUUGUCCGUGAUAAAGAGGUGUUUUAUUGAGGUGGCUCGACUGUAUGUAAUUUGCAGUUUUUUUUUUACAAUUUUUGGUAACACAUACAUUUUUAGCAAUUGUCAGGUGCAACAGUGGUGCGGUACGUUUAUAUAAGAGAUCUUAACAUACCGUAAAUUAUAUAAUUGACCCCCCCCGCUCCCCACUCUCAGAAAAACGUCUCUCGUCUAAAAAACGCCCUUUAUCUAAUAGACGACCUCCAUGACAGUUAUUUCAAAAUUCCAGGGAAAAGUAAAAAGGAGCAAGAUCAUUUAAUAUACUGUCUCUUACUUGAUGGGUUUUCUCAUUGCAUCAAUGUAUACGUAAGGAUAGACUAACGAUGACUACACAACGAGCCUGAGCUAGGAUUCUGACAUCGAAAUAGCGAAUAUGGAUCUCUGAAUCUCUAGACGGCCAAGAUGUAUCAAUUGAUUGACUGGAUAUUCCACUGUUUACAAAGUUAACGCUCAUCAUUAGUUUUGGGGUUCCAAAAAUGAAAAUAAACGCCUCUCUCUUUUAACGCCUGGUAUCUAUUGAAAGCCCUCUUUUGGACCCGUAAGAUUACAUAAACGCCCUGGGCGUCUAUUUGAUCAUGUAAAGUACACUUGUUUCGUGUACGGGUACGGGUACGGUACAGGUACCCGUACCCGCAGCAAAGAAUACUGGUUGAUUGUUUCUUAACGGGCGAAACAGAAAGGCUACUGGGUAUAACGGUGAUAGCAUUAUUAUCGGCACUCCUUGAUAAUCAUGAUUGCCUACUGUAGCCAACGCACCAGCAAAAAUAUAAGUCGUAAAAGAGUUUUAAUUCAACUGGAACAACUCGAACUCUUAACCUUAUUUACGUGAUGUUGCCAGUGGUUUCUAGGAUAAAGUAACAAACAUAAUACAUUAAGAGCGGAACGACUAAUUAGAACAAAUAACGUAGGGAAUACAGAUAACAUAGGAAAUACGAGAUAAACGAAGACAGAGGACAUUACCUGACGAUUUGGGAAUACGGCGAACGAAGUAAGAAAAAGAACGUAACGUAGUUGUAACAGCUAGCGAACUCGAGCAAGAUACUUUACGAUUUGCAUAACCGGCGCGAAAGUCGAAUUACUUAUACGUAAACACGCGGACUGGGACUAGGCGGGGGAUUGGUUACUACACCUACUGCGUGACAAAGAAGUUCGCUUACCGGCGCCUGUAGAGACUGAAAUGGUGUAUCUUAAGCUCCCUACAGCUUUCCUUAUACAGUAAUUUACUGCAAGCUGAGUCACUUGACCGAUUUUACUGAUGAUUUGUAUAUCACUUGAUUGAUUUCCUUUCAUCACCCUCUCUUGAAUAUUUUCAUUUGAUUAUUUAUUUUCAAGGCAUUCAUGGAAAUUAGUUUUUUUGCUCAAGGGACAAAUUGGGGUCGAAGUGUUUUUUUUUUUUCAAUAAGGGCCGUGCGAAUUGAGUUUGGCAGGGUACAAGACGUUUGAAACUGGCAUUGAAAUCACUUAAAUGCCUUUUAUUUUGAUGAUGAUGAUGAUGAUGAUGAUAAUGAUGAUGAUAAGCUUUAUUUCAGUGUCAGGUCUUCUAGCUGGCCAUGUAAGGCCUUCUAAUAGGGGACACUAAAUUAAAAUACUAUCAGCUCUAACUAAUUAAUGUAAAAAAUAUUUACAAAGAAUAAAAUUUAGAAAAAAUAUACAUACUAUAAAAAAAUGUCGAUAAAACGUAUUCGAAUUUAUCAUAUAAAAUAAUACUUAUUGAUUAAGAGGUGUCCUUUUUGUCUAGAAAAUGUCGUUUAUGUACAUACAACAUAGAAAGCAGUUUUUACGGCCCGCUGUGAUUACUUGUUCAAGAUCUACCUUACGAAUUUUCUUUUUAAAGCUGUAAAUUGACUCUGCGUUUUUUACAUCCUUGCUUAAUUUAGACCAUAUUACUGGGCCCACAUAUCUUAGGCUAUGUCUCCCGUAAGUUGUUUUGUCGUAUCGAGGAAUAAAGAAGUCACCAGAAUUUCUGAGCACAUAGUGAGGUCUACGACUGUAUCGAGCUUAAAAAUGUCCUUUAUGUACGGAGGGCAUAUAUUGUACUUUGCGUUAUACAUAAUUAUGGCUAUAUCCUGCAAUCGUCGACAGCCUAGUGUCGUGAGUUUAGCUUUUCUCAAGAGCUCAUCGUGUGAACUUCUCGUAUCGCAGUAGACGGCUCUUAACGCUCGCUCUUGUACUCACUCCAUCUUUCUGUUAUCCGACGCCCGACAGAAAUGCCACCCUGUAUGACAGUAUGUAACUUGAGGCAUUAUGAAAGAAAUGAAAAUGUCAAGUUUGGCUGAUGUUGUUAACAUGUUUCUAAGACUCAUCAAAACUCCAACCUUCCUAGAUGCGUUUUUACAUACCUCUCCAAUAUGCCUACUAAAAUUCAAAUUCUCGUCAAUGGUCACUCCCAAUAAUUUCAUUUCAAAGUGACUCUCAAUAUAUCAUUGUUCAUUACAUCAAUUUUCAUCUGUUUAUUUUUAUGCUUCGACCCGAGACUCAUCGACUGAAAUUUUUCGUGAUUACACAUGAGUAGAUUGUCCUUAUACCAGUUUGAAAUUUCCUUCACCUCAUGGUUCAAAAUACUCUCAACGUCUUCGAUUCUUUCUCCGAGAGUAUAAGCUUGGUGAUCAUCUGCAUACAUCAUUACACUGCACUUAUCAGUUUGUAUGUUAUACAUUAGGUCGUUUUGGAAAAUAUUCCACAUUAAAGGACCAAAGUUAGACCCUUGAGGGCAUCCCCUUUCGGUUUUUCGCCAAUCACUCAUGGUAUCGGUUCCUAUCCUAACUCUAUUCCACCUCUCAGAGAAAUAUGACCUCAUAAGACCAAUUACACAAUCUUUGUUCUCCUAAUUUUAUUAUCAUUAUUAUUCUUAUUAAUAAACCUAGAAUUUUCUAUACAUGCUACGUCGCCCUAGAAAAUUCGAAGACAUUCCCACAAUAGAUAAAGUUUCGGACAAAAUUUGAAAGGACCCCUAAAAAUUUCGGCUAGGGGAAAAGCUCGUUAGGUAAUCUUACGUUUUCGUAAAGCUUUCACUGUGGGCUAUUAUUUUCGGGAAAGACGAAAAACGGCCCUAAAAAAUUCGAGAGGUUCAAAUCACUCCUAGGACGACCGAACAGAUCAAAAUUCUUUAGCGAUGCGAAUUAUUCAUUUAUAUUGCUUUUAAAGCACUCCAGGAUGCAUAAAAAAAAACGGUCGUUGGGUGCCCCUGGUUUUUGGCGAUUGUGAAAGACUGGUUGUUCUUGCUGUGGUAGCCUACCCAGCUGGCGCAGCGGGAUCGUCAGUGCGCGCAAAUUUUUCCACAGAGGAGUCAAAGACUGUUUCACUGGCGUUCAGAUUUAAGACGGAACCAAAGAGAUGUGAGCAGGAAAAACAGCGAGAGGAUGGGGAAGGGAGUGAGAGCUCUCCCGUUCCCUUAGUUCCUCCUUUUUAGUUAUUAUUUCCCGCUCUCUGAUCUCGAGUCACACUACACAUGAUCUGAACGCCGGAAACAGGCUGGAGGUCGCCUUAUGCAACGGGAAUCCGGAUUCCGGAAUCCAAGAAAGUUUUGCUUGUGGGAUCUAGAAUCUGGGAAAAUUUUCUCGUGGAAUCACAUAUCCUGGGCUUUGGAAUCCGUAAUACAGUUUAAGGAAUCCGGAAUCCCACUAACAAUUGCAAUCUAGAAUCCAAGUUCCACAGACAAAGACUGAAAUCCACCACCUGGAAAUCCGGAAUCUACGAAGUGGAAUCCAGAAUCCAAGACUGUCUUGGAUUCCCUUGCAUGGGGUGUACGUGGUUAUGAAUUGCGAGCAGCCUAGAAACUGUAUGCAAUGGACAUUCUGAGAUUACAGGUGAAUUAACAUGCACAUAUGCCAAACCCGUAAUUCAUUGAAUUAUAAAUAAAAACGCCUUACUUUAAUCUAAUUCCCUUAAGGGGCUUAAGGUUUUAGUAAGAUUCAUGGUUUUUGCUAUAAAUAACAAUUAUCGACGGUUGUUUAAGUUUCGAACAUUUCGCGCGCAAUAAGGAAAAAACACUCAGAAUUACGGGAACGCAAGGCGAAAACAAGCACGCGCACGGUGACCCCAUCUUUUUCUUGCAGUUUUUGAAUGUGCUAUAUGUGUCUGACAUUUGUGCCAAUGCAAGUUUGAAAAAAAUCUGGAUAGUACAUCAUUUUCAAGGGAAGUAGCUUAACGUGGAUGAGUGCAGCACUUUAAAGUCUUCAUUUUACAACGGUAUCUUUAGCGAAGAAAACUUUUUUUUUCGGCGAGAACCCGGAAACAUUUAGUGCUACAAGGUAUCUGUUUGUUUGUUUUAAUUAAAGUUACAUAGGGUGGGAUUGGUUGCGGAUCUCUCUCGUGUUUGCUUAUCAUCUCAGCCCUUACCCAGUGGUAUUGAUGGGCCGAUAUACCUUUAAAAUUCAGUUAUAGUGCAAUUCUUGCAGGAGUUUUGAAUCUUCUACAUGUUCUUCGACCAUUGAGGAAUUUCUACAAGCUCUUAACUAAGAGAUUCCUUACGGUUUUCUGAAGUUUAAUUUUUUACAUAAAUUUCAUUCCCCAGGUAAGGCUAUUUUUCGUAGAAAAAGAAAGCCUAAACUGUUUGGAUUCGAAAUUCCGAUGUGAUGGGGAGAGGAAUCAGAAAAUUCUCAUUUGGUAAAACUUUAAAUUGCAUCUAAAAUUUCGGGAAAAUUAAUACUCAAGAGCUCAGCUGCAUGUAAUCACUAGAAGAAUCAAGUUCCCCUAGAAUGACCGAACAGAUAUAAAUUUUAUAGCUUCGCUUAGAAUGCGUUUCUAGAUAUCUUAAAGUACUCUGGAUAGCCUAAAAAGUGUUUUCAAUGCAUUUAGGAGGAAACCUUCGUUGGGUAUCCCUGAAGAGUUAACGACGAUCUUAUAUGCGGACGCCAUGCAUUAGUAGGUUUAAACUCCAGUAGAUUUUGCAUAUAUUUAGCUGAGUGCUGGCUAGUAAAUAAUCGCUUCCAUUUAUCUUGAAGGGAGCUGAAAAUACCCUCUUUGAACGGUUGGCAUGCCGUUAGGAAACGUCCUCCAAAGUGGGGCUGUUUGAAAAGGACCUUUUCUUGUCGUGGAGGGAAAACGGUGGCUUCAUCUUUGGGACGGAGACACCCGUGCUGGAAGUAACACUUUCUUGGUCUGCAGUGUUUUUUUCUGCUCCCUUUUCCCUGCUGAAACGGUUCUUCUAAGUUGGCAUAAACAAAUAAUAAAAUUUUGUCAAAAUAACCCGUACUCCAGUCAAUGAUAGCCUCUGGCACACUGGCCUCUAAUCAAAGGUCCAAUUCUCUACAAUCAUAUAUUAACCUAUUUUGAUCGCGUGUGUGUUAGGCUUGGAUAAAUUCUACUCAUAAAAUGGCUUAUUCUGCCUGCCGGCAGUGCUCACUUAUUCGCUUAUUCUGCUCAAAAUUCUUCUCAGACACCCUUAUUCUGCUCGAAUUCUGCUCGGUAUUCGAAAAAUUAAGUUUUCAAAAAUCGCAAUUUCAAUCCGAAUUAAUCUACUUCUUCAAGUUCCUCCAUCCGAGCUUUCUUUUGUAUAUGCCGCCAUGUGUGUGAUUUCUGUAUCUUCUUUGAAUGUUUUGAGCUGUAAUUUUUAUCUUUCUCGCAAUUUAGUGACACUGGUCCCACUCACUGAAUCUCGACAAAUUUCUUGACACAGCUCAGCUUAGAAGUACAGUAUGUUGCCCAGUAUCCGAUCACUUCAGUUAGCUAAGAACAUUACAAUAACUUUCCUUUCUUAGCCGCAAGUAUUCUGAAAUUUGGUCCAGAGACAAUUUAUUUAGUCCUUAAUAUCAUAAUGACGAAAGACAGGUUAGAGUGUUUAUAGGGUGCGUCAAGUCCGCGUUGAAAGCUUUCCGGCAUCACUGGCGAACUUAAGCAAAAUUCACUAAGUCAGAAGGAAUUGAAGCCAUCAGUUCCGUAAUUUCGUGAAGGUGCGAUUGUCUUAGACUUAGACUUCUAGGCCGUGCCAUAUCAUUGUUAUGCUCAAACAACAGAGCUCUUUUCUGUUAAUUUUUUCUUCCACUCCGGCCAGUGUUGUUAAAAAUUAGUGCCAGUUCAGCAACAGAACGCUGGAGAACCCUCCUCAGCGAAAUAAUUAUAAGCACCUGUCUUCAGCUUGUAGGGGAAAGCCAAAAUUUUCAAGAAAUAAACCAGAAUAAACUCCGGCAAAUUGAUACAAAAGUGAGCCGUCUUUGCUCGGUCGCCUGAAGCAUCCGAUUUACGACUGUACCAGCUUUUUCCGUCUCACGCUAAGCAUUGUAGAACGAAGAAAACAUUCUUGUUGGAAUACUAAUUAAAAGUAUUUUCGAUAAUGGGCACAUUAUAAGUAAACAUGCUGUAAGGAACGUUUCCGUUUAAUUAACACAAAAUUUGUCGUUCUGAUCAGUAAACUCGACUGAAAUUUCAUUCGCGUUUUAGUCGAGUCAUGGAGUUUUUUAAGCGGAUUCUCUCAGCUUUUGUCGUCGUAUUUUGGUUGUUUAACAUUGGGCAAGAAAAUAAAUGAAGAAGACAUGCAGAGAAUGAGUUUUAACACGUAAUCAGAAAACACAAACAAUAUAUUUGUUGUUUCUAUUUUCACAAAAAGACCAAACUUAUAAACCUUAAACACCAUUGCAAUUUGCCUUAGACUUCAUUGAAGAUUAAUUUAUAUAUGCUUUAAUGGACGUCAUACUCAUGCCAAGCGCUAUUGUUGUUCGCGGUUAUUUACAAGGUUUAGCAUUUGCAGUCAUUAUAUUUGGUGCCUGUGAGGGGACAAAUGACUGGUAUCUACGUUUGAGUUCAAACUAGUCAUUUUCACGGAGAGAAAAUUCACUCUACAAAGAAUUGAAGAUUAAAAUUUGAGCAACUAUUACAAAAAUCUCCAAAACAAGCUAAAAUGAUUAAUCGUAUUUUUUUCUAUAAAAACUUUUCAGCAAAAGCAACCUUUACCUGAAAUUUCAAUCAACAGAGUUAAAAGAUCCGUUUUAAAUUACACGCCAACUUGUUUUCAUUAACUAUUACAGAGAAUAAACAAAGUUUAAACCGUGAGUAACUAGGACGUUCGAGAGGCCCUACCGCGAAAAAUUAAUGUUUUAUUACUUCAUCAUCCGACUGACCUUCUCGUUGGCAAACUAAUUUAAAGAAAAGGAUGACGAAAAGACAAUUUAAUUCCUUUUUAAAAAUCCACGAGUGAUUCUUUUUAUCUUAGUGAACUCAGACGUUACUAAAUUAUUUAACAUUACUUCAUUCUAAUCGGGCAUUGAAAACGGAAAAUCGUUUUUGAAUUUAAUUAUACUCUUUUCAAAAAUUGCAACAUCAUAUUUUCACUAUAUACUACGAAAAUACGAAAAUCCAUGUAUACUGCAGUGCACAAAAGGGUGGUAAUUCUAGGAAGUAAACGAGAAAGAACCUGAAGAACCCAGUCACCAUCUCAUUUAUAGGAUUGGGACCUAAGAACCUAUCAUCUACCUUAAAGGGUGAAAUACGAAAUUAAUAAAUUGAAAAAAAAAAGGAUAAAAUGAAUAAAAAGCGAUAAGCUUACUUUUAUCUGUAGAUUUAUCAUUUUUAUUCUAAGGGAAUUCUACAGUUGCAGCUGACUUAAACAAUUUUAAAGAUACAAAGUAUGCUAAUAAAUAAUUAACUAUCUGAUAAAGACCUCAAGACAUUUAACUGAUGACUAAUAAGCCCUGAUGACAUUUUCUGCUUUUCCAUGAAAACUGUCUGAUCGCAAUCGGGAGCGGUUCAUUCCCUAUCAAGGCCUUCAGUAUGGCGAGUCGUUUAGCAAUGUUAGCGCUCUUGCUGGCUUGUGUUGUUUGGGGAGCUUGGCUAAACUACGUUGCAACUGCUCGCGUCGAAGGUGAGGCUGGUUUACAGAUUUAGCUAUUUUCUUUUUCACGAUUUUUCUUCGCCAACAUCAGCUAUAACCUUUUUAUUUGUGUCUUUAGCAGCGAAGAUCAAGAUUUGCCAUUAUUUCAGCUAUUAUUUACGCAAAAGACCUUGUAAGGUCGCAAUUUUUCAAGAAAGCUUAAUUCAUCGCUUCAACUCUAGGAGAAUUUUGUCCAGCGCGCCGACGACUGAACCACCACCUGAACCGUUAGCCUGAGUCACAUACAACUUAAGUAUGAUACGAACGCGGAUUUUUCAGUCCGGCUUAGGUGAAGUUGGGUUAAAUUUGUAGAUGUGACUUAACACUCAACGGAGAUUUUGCCAUCACGGGAGAAUCUUUAAAAUUUUCGCGUUUAAGUACAUCACAUAACGGACAGUUAUCUAAGCAGUAAUUAAACUGCAUUUUCACCGUAAGAACAUCCACUGUGCAAAGGAUAUCGAAAUUUGAGUAAUAAAACUAGUGAAAAGUUUCCAAAACAAGCAAAAAUGUUUUUAAUUGUUUGUUUUGUUUUUCUUUUUUCCAAAAAGCUUUACGAGAAAAGCAACCUCUGCAUUAAAUUUUAAUAAACAAUUGGUCAGGAGUUGAAAUAUCAUUCUUGAAUUAUGUUACUCGCCAACGUUCUUUAAAAUCUAUAACACAGUGUAAACAAAAUUUAAAUCGUCUUUAAAUCGGAAGCUCGAAAAGGCCACACCCUAGUGGUGUUUUCCUGGUCCCCGAGUUUUGAAGAGAAAGCCCAGUAACGUUAGAAUGCUGGCGGAUGCUGGAGGAAAAGGUUUAAACCCCGAGGUACUCCGAUUAAAUGACCAAUACUGGGAGACUCCGCCCGAAAGGGGCACCUUUUGUAGCGUAAGGAUUUCACUAUAGUUAAAGUAUAUGAAAAGGGAGGGAAAUCUGUCACUUCGGACGGUAAAAGAGAGAAACAGGUGCAUUUUCUGUUCUGGUUUUGUAAUUUAUUCAUAGCGGAGUUCUUGCAUGCGCGAAGCGGAGUCCCAUGGGUAAGAGAAUUUGGUUAUCUAUACAUCCAAGAAAUUUUGGUUCUAAGAACAUCAUCCGUACGUUCGUCUGUAGGUAACUUAACCCUCUCGUGUAAGCCGGGAUGAAAUUUUGAAAAAUAGCACCUGCCACGCGUUUCGGCAUGGCCACCCGGAUCCUUAGAGAGAAUAAACAACAAACACAACAAAGCCGAUUCUUUCUUUCGACUAAAUUUCAAUGUCUACAUUGAUGUGGAUAACAGAGAAAAAGCUAGACUGAGAGAUAAAAAACAAAGGAGACCAAGUUCGUUGAAAUUGAGAAAACUAUGAAAUUUUUAUACCGGCAGUGAGAAAAUGAGAAAUGCUAGCGGCCACCGAGGUGAAAAUAGUCAUCAACGGCAGUGAAAAAAAAAAAGGGAACAGGAACACAUACGACAUUUGCUCCACAAAACGCGUUACUAGGAAGUUUCUGGAAGUUUCACGUUGUAGUCGUGCAAAACAACGACAAAGAAAUGUACAAAAAAAGAAAUUGUGCUGCACCCGGCAAAGUUGUUUUUUUCCUAAGUAGACCUACUGAUUUUAUUUUGGCCGUUUUGGUUGCCGUCUCCGCUUAGCAUUACACGAUUUUAUACUUUGUUUGAGUUAACUAUAAAAAUUAACGAGAGCUUUAAACCCAGCACAUUUACGACAGUCAAAAGGGAGAUAAAAUUAACGUUCUAAACUAGAUUUGUGAAAGGGGUACCAUUUUGUCAAUAGAAGGUACAUAAAAAGGGUACCCCUUCUAGCAAAAAUGGUAUUUAAAAGGGUAAAGGGUUGGACAUCGGAAGGAGCCUUCCCUUAUAAAAUUUUGUUGAGUACCCCCGGGGUCUGAACAGUUUUGAAUAAGAAAACGCAUUUCAUGCAGGUUUAAUACAAAAAUGGAAUUGGAUUAUAAAUGAGCGCGAGUAAAAUGUUUGCACUGGCUCGUUAAAAUGUCAAGUAAUUCUGGAAACAUUUUCGUGCAACUUGUCGCACAACAUUGUUGCAUUGCAAGUUGAAAAGCGUUGUUGCUCCCAACUUCGCUCCCAACUUGUGACGCAACAAAUUUCAAUGUUGCAAGUUGCGGCAACAUGUCGCACAAAGUAGGCCUGAGUUCUACUUUUUGCUACAAACUUUCAAUUUUAUGUUUUGCGUCACAACUUGCUAUGCUUCACAACACUUGUGAUUGGUCAAUUUUCCGGCACCAAAAGCGCGGGAAAGAUGGUGAGUAAGCGCGCGCUUGACCUCAUGUAAAUUUUGGGCAGGAACUAAUUAUAAAAGGCCCGUCAGGACGAGUGCAGUUUGCGGUCUUUGAAAAUUUUACAGGUCCUCUGCAUUUCUUGCAAAUUACAUGAGAAAAAUCAUGUGAUUACUAAUUAGUAUACAUACCGUUAUUGCAGUGCAAUAAAGUCAGUCAAAUUCUCUCUUGAUUAUAUCAAUUUCUGUUUCAGGAACCUGCGGACAAAACAACCGACGCAUCACAUUUCUGACACCAGUCGGAGGGUUUUACCUUGAAGGACACGUGUUUUCAAAUCAUUCUGUGGAACUAAACCUAGACUGCCAAGACCAAUGCGCCCUUGCGAGGGAAUGUGUUUCAUAUAAUAUUGGUCCAAAGAUCAACAACAAGAUGGCCUGUGAACUCAGUAAUUCAGAUCACUUGCAGCACCCAGAAGAUCUCAAACCAAGAAAGGACUGGAUCUACAGAGGGGCAAAGGUAUAAUCUAUAACUUUGUAAUGUAUGUAACUUUUUUUCUUGUAAUAAUUUUAACUGUGUCACGAGUCAACAAAAAGAUUGUUGUUGUUGUUGUUGCAAAUAAUGUUAUCAAGUCAAGAUGAAUUUUCAACCAUUUCCACUAUCAUGUAGGGGUUGAUUUAUGAUAAUUUCAAGCUUCUGAUGAUAAAGAUGAUAAAAAUGUCGGUGUUGGCGGUAUAUGCAGUUUCCUAUAAUUUAUUUUAAAUUCUAAAUCUCCUCUUCGGAUUGGCUGCAAUCCACCCUUUAAAUUUUCAUAAUUACACUUUAAUUUAAAACCUGGAUGAUUUAUGUCCAUUUUUCCGCUAUACAUAAUUAUGUGUUUGUAUUAUUGGACGCUCGACGACGGUCGCCUAACUUACAAAAAAGAAAUAUUAAAUAACGUCGCACACCAAAAAGAGAACAGUUUUGGGAGUAAAGAAAAGAGUUCAAAACUUAAGGCACUAAAAAAAGAUACAGUUGAACUUUCAUUAAGUGCCCAUUAUUAUUAUUAUUAUUAUCGACUUUCGGUUUUUGUUUUCGCGCCUUUUUGGGCUGCCGAUCGCGCGGGAUAUCUUUUCGGUCCAAAAGCGGUAUUUUUUUCCUUUCGUUUACGUUUGAAUUAAAAUUAUUGCAUAAUUCCAGCGAAAGAAUAACGGAAAGGUUUAAAUAGGAACAGGGUUAAUCGUAGUUUAUUAUAGCCUAGGAGAAGCUGAUUUAAAUAAAAAUUCAUUGAAGCAGCGUUUCUUUUAACAGAAUCUUUGUGCCAGUCAGCCUUGCCUGAACAACGGAACGUGCUACAUGGGAUAUACCGAGAAGAACUACGUUUGCGCUUGCACAGCUGGUUUCAAAGGUGAAAACUGCGAACAAGGUACUCUCAUCCCAUUGUUGUCACCUCUAUUAAGCGGCCAUCAGGCACUUGACGGACUAUUUUUUGUAAGUUUGGCUUUAUUUCAAGAAUAUGAUAAAGGAAAACAGUCCAAGAUAGAAGUUGACGACCUAUUGUGGACCAGUAAUGCUGGCCCCGUCGCGUGUUUUUUUUUUUUUUUUUUUUUUUUUAAUAAGGUAAUAUUUCUAGCUAUUUCUGCUAAAGAUUAUGCUAAUUUAUGACGAGGUUAUAUGACUAACUUCUAAGUCACACGUCUUUCAUAUUGCAUUAAAGUGAUAAGGAUUCGAAAUGCUGUCGCUGCAUUCAUGUUUUCCAGUUUACAGCAGUUGUGCUGAGGUCUAUGAAGCCGGUUUGCGAACCAGUGGUGUCUACACUAUCGACCCUGAUGAUGCUGGAGCCUUUGAUGUUUAUUGUGACCAAACAACUGCCGGUGGGGGAUGGACUGUGUUCCAAAAGAGACUGGACGGCUCGGUAGAUUUCUAUCGCGGCUGGGACGACUACAAACGAGGCUUUGGAAAUCUGAAUGGUGAAUUUUGGCUCGGACUAGAAAACAUUCACCGACUGACAAAAGAACAAAGAAGGCUUCGGGUAGACCUGAAAGACUUCGAAAACCAAACAGCUUACGCUGAGUACGACUCCUUCGGUGUUGGUGAUGAACAGAGCAAGUACAAGCUGGGACGUCUUGGACAAUACGCUGGUAAGCAUAAUACUACACAGGAGCCUGUAAUGGGCUCUUGUACUACAUUAAUGAUGAAAACCAUAAAAGGGGUAACGUUUACGUUACUAUUUGAGAGGUCCCAGUUAUUCAAAAUUUAAAAACUUAGAAAUUUAGAAAACUGGCAACUGUUGUUCGGUAUUCCUGUAUAUUUCUAUUUAUAUUAUUAUUUCGGUAUUCUUUAACUCAGACGUUUCUUGGUUUCACCGAUCUACUCUGUUUCAGCGAUUGCAUUGUUUUAACGCGAUUCUUAGUGUUGGAAGAAUAGUUUGUUCAUGGUAGCUUGCUAUAAACACGCGUGAUUAUUCCAAAUCGCUUUGUUUGACAAAUAUAGGCGAAUUUCAGGGUCGUAACGAGUUAUAUGGGAUCAGGGAUAAAAGGCAAAAAAUGGGGUGGGAUCAGGGAUUCGACAGGGAUCACAGACCCGAGAUCUGGGAUCCUUAGUCGUGGGAUCUGAAUCAGUAGUGCUGCGAGGUGAUCAGGGAUAGUUUUCCGACAAAAAAAAAUGAUUUAAUGGGAAGGACCUGCCCUCGUUUAAAAACUCAGUUGUAUUAUGGGUGUAAGAAUUUGUUCCGGUACUUAAGUGUACGUAAUACGACUUUUUUUUAAUAGUACAUUGCUGACUCUCGGCUUAUAGUUGCCUGGCUAUUGACUAAUUUUUUUGUAACACUAUACCUUACAUUGACUGAAAUACCGAAUUGGUCUGGGUUUUUUGACUGCCAAAUAAGGACUUAAGAAAAAAUUCAUACAAUGGACAUUACCUUUUGACAAUGAUUUCUCUCUGCACCCUGAAGAAUUAUUUUAUACAUGCCCUUUCUUCGACAAUGAAAGAUGAAGUUUUUUGUGACUGGCGACGACCCAAACAAACAAACGAGAAACGAAACUUCGCGGCGUGUGUCGUAGCAGGUUAGAUUAGGGACUAUUUCACGGGUCGGCAAAACAAGAAAACCACGGAAAACCAAAGGUGACGGUUAACGGUGAUUUAAUUCCAAAUUCCAAAGACCGAAAUCUAUAGACCAAAGAUUGACCGUAAACUGAAAUAACAAUACAAAAAUCUCUAUCAAUUUGCCGAAAAGGCGAUACUGAGACAAAUAACGCGUAAUCAACAAACAAAAGCUUGAAAACGGUAAUAAAACGAUUCUAUAAUGAUUAGGUCGAUAACAAGACAGUAAAAUCUACUUAAAGGCUACAUAGACUGAAAUUAGACAAUAAUUCCAUAAAUCUGAUCUUAAUCCUUGUACUAUAAAGCAAAAGUGUGGGCGUUGCUCUAACAGGCGUUCAAAUCCGCUUUUCGCUCAUGAAACAAUUAUAAAUCAAUUAAGCUUAAAUCUGUAUACUUGUACAGUAACCUUCGUGUACUUUUGCCCACUGACUAAAGAACGAAACUAAACAAUAUAACAAAAGAAAUCACUUACAUAUCGGUCCCGCGUGUAGCAAAGGUUAAGACAAAUCACAAAACGAUGUCACGACGCAUGGCUCCCCAGAAAUAAUCAUAUUAUUUCACUAAAUCAACUAAAUAAUCAACUUAACGUCUGCUGGCUGAAAGACACCUGGUGGAGCAAGGACAACUUUUACUUCAUCGUUAGCAGCUGGUUCGGGGUCAAAGGACUUGGAGAAUCUGGGUCUGAAAUCUGGGUUACUGUCAAGGGUCGGCUGUUAACAAUCGCUUCUGCUUCACACGUCAGAGUGCUAAGAGACUCGUCGUCUAAUUGUCGCCCAUUAUUGUUUAACAGCGAUGAGAGAACGCUCCGAACGGUUCUUAUUUGGCGUUCCCACACACCUCCCAUGUGACUCGCUGCUGGGACAUUCAUUUUGAAGGAAAACCAAUCGCACUGCUCUUCUAAUAGCUUUGCUUUAAUUCUUUCUUGGUCCAUUUCACCUAACGCUUCUGCAAGUUCUUUAAGAGCUCCUACAAAGUUGGUUCCCUGGUCACUUCUUGGCUGGCGGAUGGGUCCUCGCGGACUGAUAAAUCGUCUAAGGGCGUUGAUAUAUGAAUCUGUGUCGAGGGAGUUAGAUGUUCCGAGGUGUAUAGCCCUCGAAGCCAUACAUUUGAACAAAACACCAUAACGCUUCAGCUCCUUCCGGCCAUCUUUAACGAUAAAGGGACCAAAAUAGUCGACGGCGCAGUAGGUAAAGGGAGGGGCAGUCUCUAAACGGUCUUCUGACAUUCUUUGUUCUUGAACUGCUCCACGUAGUUUCUUGCACUUGACACAGGACGAGAUAAUGCUACUGACUACAACUGAACCACUUAUUAUCCAAAAUCCAUUUGAUCGUACUUCAUUGAGCGUCAUGGUCUUGCCUUGGUGACUUGUACGUGCAUGAAAAUACCUGACAAUGAGCGUGGUAACGUGGCUAUUUCUUGGUAGUAUGAUAGGGAACUUCAUGUCAUCUGACAGACUUGCACGUCUGAGACGUCCACCGACUCGCAAAAUUCCAUCAUCAUCAACAAAAGGAUCGAGCUUGUACAGUGACCCGUAAGUCUUUAUGUUAGAUUUCCUCUGUUGCGCCCAGGCUCUACUGUUAGGGUCCGGAUUCUUCCGCUUUAUCUGCUUCAAGACGUCUAACUCUUCCUUGAAUGCGCUUGUCUGUACUGCACGAAUGAUAGCGCGUUCUGCGCUCUCUAACUCAGUGACUUUUACUUCUCGUGUCAAUUCUUCUUUACAAUGCUUCUCCUGUACUCGCGCUCUUAAACUUCUUACGUAACGUGUAAACAGAGCAAUUGCUCGUUUCGCGCGAUACCAGUCAGAGAAAUACCUCACUCUCUCACACAGGCUUGUUUUCUCUGAAUCGAUUUGUGUGGUCGCCAUGGUAACAUAUUUCUUGACUUCGGGGUCGUUAUUCUGGAGAUCAAAGGUACCUUCACUGUGAUCCUGGUUUAUUGGCCACUGGUCUUCAGUCUUCCAAAGAAAGACAGGUCCGUUGAUCCAACGAGAAUGUAACAACUCUUGAGACUUUACACCUCGCGAAGCCUCAUCUGCAGGGUUCUGUUUUGAUUCGACGUGGUUCCACUGUUCAACAGAAGUGCUAUUUUGAAUUUCUUGAACUCUGUUAGCCACGAAUACAUGAAAUCGCCUACUUUUAUUGCUUAUGUAUCCAAGGACCACUUUGCUAUCUGUCCAAAAGUACUCUUGCAUGGUCAAUGUAAUAACUCAAUUCCCGACGCAACUGCUGGCUAAUCCUCACAGAGCAAACAGCGGUGGUGAGUUCCAGUCUCGUUACGGUUACAGGUUUCAAGGGAGCAACUCUCGAUUUUCCCAUGACUAAGGUGCAGUGAAUCCUUUGCUGCUCAUCAAUCAUUCUCAAAUAACUACACUGACGGUAACCUUUUACGCUUGCAUCUGAGAAGUGGUGGAGUUCAGUGCGCACAACAGAACCAAAGUUUUCGGGCUUGUAACAUCUCGAAAUUGAAAUUUGCUGCAAAUUUAACAGGUCUGCUCUCCACUUCUCCCACUUGAUCUUUACAUCGUCAGGUAUCGGGUCAUCCCAACUUACAUCAAGGUGGCAUAACUCCUGAAGUAUUGACUUCCCGUCUAACAAAAGCGGAGCAACGAAGCCAAGUGGGUCAAAAAUCGAACUUAUCGUAGAAAUUAUUCCUCUCCUAGUGCGCGGUUUGUCCUGUAAGACGAUGUUAAACUAAAAGCAGUCAGACUCAAUACACCACUGCACACCAAGAGCACGUUCCGGAAGCGAAUCGAGGUCCAAAUCGAGCUCUUUAACGCCAUCUGCUUUAUCUGACUCUGGUAUUCUUCUGAUGACGUCUUUACUAUUCGACACGAACUUAUGAAGGUUGAAACCUCCACUCCUGCACAUUUGCUUCACAUCUGAAAUGAGCGUUACAGCUUCAUCGAUUGAGGGAACAGACUUGAGACCGUCAUCAACGUAGAAGUCAUUUCGAAGACAAUCUGCGGCAGCAACACCAAAUUCACUUUCAUAGUCAUUGGCGAUGAAGUGGCUCCAAACAAAUGAACGGCCGUUCUAUAUUUUUCUGGUUCUCUAGUGACGUCACCGCCCCCCCACCAGAGGAAUCGAAGUAAAUCUCUGUGGCUUUCGUCUACUCUGACUUGGUGAAACAUGGCUUCUAAGUCGCACAUAAAGGCGAUGGAUUCUUCUCGAAAGCGGCAUAGUACCCCGGUUAAAUUGUUUGUCAAGUCAGGGCCUUGAAGCAGGUGAUUGUUUAAAGAUUCGCCCCUAUGUUCCGCCGCGCAAUCAAAAACUACGCGAAUUUUAUUUGGUUCCUUUGGAUGGUAGACGCCGUGGUGAGGGAUAUACCAGACAUUCCUCCUUUCUGACUUGUGCAUGUUUGGUACCUUCUCUGCAUAGCCAUUUUCAAUGAUAUUUUUCAUAAAGUUCACAUAGUCCUCUCUAUAUUUCUGUCCCUUUGGAGCUUGAAAUCUUCGUUUCAGCUGAUUAAGUGGGCUGAGAGCUGUCUCUCUAUUAUCAGGCAGUUCGAUGCGCUCGGUUUUCAAUGGCAACGGAAGUUCGUAAUGGCCGUCUUCGCACUGACGAAUUCCAUGCUCGACUAGCUAUUUCCAGAAAUCGUCUGUCCUCUUUAGACAAACCAUGCCUUCCGCUGUUUUUGUGAUCUGAGAAAUCUAGUUCGAACUGAUUGAUCGCAUAUGGAUUUAUCAACUCCUUUGUUUUUCCUUUAAGCACGAAACUCAAUCGGCUCUCACGAUCUCCGGGAACUCUCUCUCUCGCUAGGGUGCGAUGGCAUGUGGAAUUCAGGGCGCGGUCUUCCAAAGAGCUGUCUGAGGUCGCGACAGGUCCCACGAUAGACCAUCCUAACAAAGUGCGAACCGCAUAAGGAUCUUCACUCGUGCCAUGUAUAACCUCCUUUGGUUUAAUUGCCUUGGGACAGUUACAACCAACCAAAAAGCCAAUUUCUGCGUCCUUUACGUAGGGCGGGAUCUUAUCGCGUAUUUUGAGAAGGUGCGGCUACUCAUCCGCAACUUCCGGUAUCGGGAUUUGAUCUCGUCUGGAUGGAAUGCUUUCUCUGGUGUACGCUUUAGGUAGCUCAACUUGGACACGUCCGUCAAGUCUUCCAACACUUCCCGACCAAGCAUGGUACUAAGGUUCAAACUGGUCUGAACACCCUCUAUGCCGAGUUUCUCUUUCACUUGGGUGGUAACGAAGGUCGUGUCACUUGCAUCGUCUGGGAGUGCGUACACCUUUAUUUGCUUUUCGGGAUUAGCCUUGUGAAACAGAUCGACCAAGACUAUUCGACAAUUGGUGAUCAAGCUUUCGUUGCCCGGGACUGAGCUGUGUGCCGCGCUAAUCGCGUUUGAAUUUGAUGAUUCGGGAGCUGGCUUGCUUUCACUCCUGGCUUCCCUUUGAGGCUCUUUCUUCUUCGGUUGAAGAACGCUCAAUUUUGCUUUCGUGUCUGGCUGUGGGUUGCUGGAUUUGAGUUUUACUUCAUGGAGGAGUGUGUGAUGGCGCCUUCCGCAUUCUUCACAAGUGAAUCUGUCAAGACAACCCGCUGACAUGUGACCCCUUUUAAAGCAGCCGUAACAAAGUCCCUUUUCACGAAUGACAUCACUGCGCUGGUCUACUGACUUCUUCAAGAAACUGCUGCAUUUAACGAGUGAGUGCUGGCCUUCGCAGAGAGUACAGGGCUGGUACGAGUUCUCACUGCCGAUUUUUGAUUCUAUGGGCAAGCCUCCGGUCGCAAGGGACGUUCCGCUAGCUCCGUCAACGCCUUUGCUCUUUGGUCGAAUUUUCCGUCCGAACCUCGGUUGGUUUACUGUCACCGUCUUAUUUCUUUCUUUCUUUAGCGCGUCUACUGAGAAAAUAGGGUCGUUCGCUAGUUCUGCUUCUUCCUUAAAGAAUUUUACAAAGUCACUAAAGGUGAUAAUCUUCUUUGUUUUCGUUUGUGCUUCAUGGGCGUGCCUACGCCACUUAAUGCCAGAAUAGGAAGGAAGCUUAGCACUGAUCUGAAGGAGUGUUUGUGUAGGGUCAAGAUCUCCCAUAGACUUCAUUGUUUUCAUCGCUUCUUCACAUCGCACAAGAAAGUCAGAGAACUCUUGGACACCACUACUAUUUCCGUCACUGAUCUUCGGCCAUUUUCUGAGGCUAGACUUAUACGCUUCUGCCACAUUCACUGGAUUUCCAAAGCGGUGGUCAAGCAAUCUCCGGGCUUCUUUGUAAGCGCUGUCCGAGCUCAUAGCUAGAUAUCCUUUCACAACUUCGUUCGCCGUAUGCUUAGUGUACUUGUCUAGGAAGAAGAGACGAUCUCUGUCCAAGGGCACAUUAGCAUGAUGGAGUCAAAGGCAGUUAUAAACGCUGGAUACUCGAAUGGAUCUCCAGAAAAGAUAGGCGGCUCUUUUACUGGAAGGUGGGUAGUCUUCUGCUGACUUAUUAUCAUCGAACUUAACUCUGCUUGUUUUGCUUGAAUUUUACUAUUUCGCGCAUGGUAGCGCUGAUAUCUGGACUAACGUACGGCGAGGAUGAGAAAAACGGUUCUGAUCGCAGAAUCUCGGGAGACUCUGGUAAGUUACUUGGGACGAAGGGAGGAACGUUCGGGUCCAUAGGAAAAUUUCUCUCAUUCUUAAUCAACCUUGCGGCACCCGUGCCUGGUUUGAGAUCUUGUCUCACGCUUUUCUUUUCUUCCUUAGUUUGUCUUCAUCUAUUAUUCUUUUAAUUGCAUCCUCUUCGGCAUUCGCAAUCGCUAUUUCCUUUUCAAGAUGUAAGCGCCUUAUUUCUCUUUCUUUAUGGAAAAGUUCCAUUUCGGCUCGUAACUUCACUGCUUUAGCGACUGCAUCGACUAAGUCAAGAGAACUUCGAUGAGACGAGGAAGAUCUAGAAGACCUGACAGACGACUUCCUACUGUGCCUGGACUUCUCGGAUGGGGGUCGAGUAGAUAUUUUCUCCAGUGCCUGAAUGCGCUCGCAGAUUCUUAUCCUACAUUCAGUUAACUCUCGAUCACGGAUAUCGAACCAUUGGUAGGAGGCGUCUUUUUCUUCUGGCGAUUCCAACAAAUCAUCGUACGCCUUUUGCGCGUCAUUAAACUCAUCUUUCAAAAGCGAUCUAAAUAAUCCCUCUCUAAGGCUAAUUGUUCAAUUGUUGUCUCAGGUAAGUCACGCAUUAUAUUGAUCUUCUCUAUCUGCCUUUACAGUUUCGCAAGCGCACAAUCACGGUUAGCUUGUUUAAUCCCUAAUUGGUAAGCUUUUCCUUUUUCCGUCAUUUUUCUUGUGCGAGGAGCUUCAGUUUUCGAAAUGGAAGAUGUGACGCUUGUUACGCUCUUUGACGCCGGAUGUGUUUGUUUUGGCGCAUUAUCUCCGAUAGGUGUCGGCGUAUGGUUACGAAGGUAUGCAACGCUAAAGACACUCAUAAGGCCAUCAAAUAAAGUUUCAAAAGUUCAAGCAAUGUUCAACAAAUGUUCAUAACCAUCGGCAAACAAGACUGGCGAUAUUUUACUGUGGCUGGCGACGACCCAAACAAACAAACGAGAAACGAAACUUCGAGGGGUGUGUCGCAGCAGGUUACAUUAGGGACUAUUUUACGGGUCGGCAAAACAAGAAAACCACGGAAAACCAAAGGUGACGGUUAACGGCGAUUUAAUUCCAAAUUCCAAAGACCGAAAUCUAUGGACCAAAGAUUGACCGUGAACUGAAAUAACAAUACAAAAAUCUCUAUCAAUUUGCCGAAAAGGCGAUACCGAGACAAAUAACGCGUAAUCAACAAGCAAAAGCUUGAAAACGGUAAUAAAACGAUUCUAUAAUGAUUAGGUCGAUAACAAGACAGUAAAAUCUACUUAAAGGCUACAUAGACUGAAAUUAAACAAUAAUUCCAUAAAUCUGAUCUUAAUCCUUGUACUAUAAAGCAAAAGUGUGGGCGUUGCUCUAACAGAGGUUCAAUUCCGCUUUUAUUUUCGCUCAUGAAACAAUUAUAAAUCAAUUAAGCUUAAAUCUGUAUACUUGUACAGUAACAUUCGUGUACUUUUGCCCGCUGACUAAAGAACGAAACUAAACAAUAUAACAAAAGAAAUCACUUACAUAUCGGUCUCGCUUGUACCAAAGGUUUAGACAAAUCACAAAACGAUGUCACGACGCGAAUCCUACUUGACUUUUCCUGCCCAAAAGGACGCUAACGCGCGCUUUUAUACCCGCGUGGGGACGCCGAAAUAUCUCAUUACAAAACCAAUAGAAAAUCAGGUAAACAUUUUAACUACGCUAGUAACUAGGAUCAAAGCAUGAAAAUCACGAAAUCAAUGAAAGGUAUUGUUCUUAUGUCUUUUCCUUUACAUUUUUCAAUGGACAAAACCCUGUUAUCACAGCAGUUGUUAUUGCACUUGGUACUGUAAACUACUAUUGUACUUUUCUACUGACCAUGCUCAAAAGACCAUAUAUGGUCUCUUGCAAGCCUUUAGCAGCUCCCGAUUCCAAGCCUCUGAUCAACGCAAAUUACUUUUAAAUGUCAAGUGGCAAGUGUCGGGAGAAGAAGGCAAAUAACGAAGCCUGUUCUUAUUAUGCUAGGGAGAAAGUGUGCGAAACAUCUUAACCAACUUACAAAGCUUCAGGCGAAAGAAUCGUCGAUCCUGGCUCUGUAAAAUAAUGUAGUUUCUUAGCUCGUUGUUCGACAGGCCAGAGGCCUUUAUCUUUGCCCAAAGAGAACUCAAUCUGAUCUCGUUUUGCUACUUAAAACUUGAUCAAAAUUUUCAAAAAGUCUUGCCUUUUGCAGGUACUUUUUUAAAUAUUGCCCAGCUUACUCCAUCCUCAGUGAGCUGGUAAACUGCUUACAAUUAUGUCAUGGGGUAACUCAACCGAAUGUAAUCGAAACUGAUCUACAUCAGUAAGAGGAUUAAGUGAGAUGGUGAGGUAUACAACUAGAGGUUAUGUGGCUGAAAAGAGUUGGUCAACUGGUGCUACCAAGGCGACGACUGAGAAAAAGCUAACUAUUGCAAACCCCAUUUAUUCUGAGUCGAUCAGCCAAUCUUACUGACAUUUCUUUUUGUGUGAAAAAAAUUUUGUUAAAUGGAAUUGAUCUCGUUUUAAAAGGAACAAGGCAAAAAAUAAAAAGUGCUUGGUUUGUUACGGAAACGUGACGGAUAUAAGAAACUUCCCGUUUCCGUCGAGUUUACAAAAUACGGAAACACGUUAUUUCGUCCUGUGAAACGCUCUAUAUGUUAGCCGUCUAGAGUGUAACUAUUAUGAUAGAAAUGACGAUGACUAAUGGAACUGGCUGGAGUAAAAUUUUGCAUUUUAUUCAGGUUAUAUCCGGAGCAACUGUGUAGACUAGAAAGUUUCACCUGUUUACCUUUACUUACAAGGAAAAAUUACGCCAAGUCAAUGUUCAGAUAAAAUAACUAAAGAUUAAAGAGUGUGAUAAGUAGACUGUAACAUAGUUGAGGUUAAAUGCCCUAUUUUUAACGGUAAAAAUGCCCGUUUUACUUAUUUGGAGUGCUGCUACUCUCUCACUUUCCCGCCGAAACGUCUAAAGAAAGGUUAUUUAGGACCAUUAAUAAGAAUGUAUGGUAAGAAAUGAGGUUCUUGUUUAUCUAUUUAGGAACUGCUGGUGACUCUCUUGCAUGGCAUCAUAAUAUGUCAUUCUCCACCAAAGAUCAAGACAAUGACCAAACUAUUGGGAGCUGUGCCAUUUGGUCUGAGGGAGCCUGGUGGUACAGUAGCUGUCAUGACUCCAACUUAAAUGGUCGCUAUCUUAAUGGAAAUCACUCCUCUUAUGCCAACGGUGUAAACUGGGCUCACUGGAAAGGCCAUUAUUACUCCUUCAAACGGGCUGAAAUGAAAAUCAAACCAGUAGAAGCCUAA